This is a messenger RNA of Mizuhopecten yessoensis (Yesso scallop), 3547 nucleotides long. RefSeq lists its product as uncharacterized. Gene Ontology annotation, molecular function: peptidase activity. The record is from RefSeq and is a predicted model, not a curated record. Lineage: Eukaryota; Metazoa; Mollusca; Bivalvia; Pectinida; Pectinidae. Bases 161 to 1582 code for a protein of 473 amino acids. The transcript has 10 exons. Gene Ontology annotation, biological process: protein modification by small protein removal.
ACGAGAGGAAAUCCGAUAAAGCUUUAAGUUUUGUUGAUUCACUUUGACAGAGCAUUAUGGCAUCAUAAUUAUUACCGGUUUCAUCUAGAAGAUUCACCAAACAUUCGAUAUAAAACCCGACAAGAUACAACAUUGAAUAUAUGACUAGGCAUCAGACAGGAUGACAGAAGAAGCAGCAUGGCCCGUCAAGCUUUAUGUUUACGACAUCAGCAAAGGAAUGGCGAGGUCUCUCUCAGCGGCAUUCUUAGGUAAACAAAUUGAUGGAAUAUGGCACACAGGGAUAGUAGUGUAUGGCCAGGAGUUCUAUUACGGUGGCACAGGAGGAAUAGAAGCUUGCCCACCUUGUGGAACAAUCCUUGGACAGCCAGACACAGUAGAGGACUUGGGAAUGACACAGAUCCCAUAUGACAUGUUCCUUGGCUACCUCACAGAGCAGGCACAGGCUGCCUUUAGACCAUCUUGUUACCAUCUCCUGGAACAUAACUGUAACACAUUCAGCUCAGAGGUGGCUCAGUUUUUGACUGGAAAGGACAUACCCUCAAACAUCACAGGACUUCCGGCAGAAGUGCUCAGCACGCCGUUUGGACAGAUGAUCAAACCCUGGGUUGAUGCGAUGUCAGUCCAACCAAGUGGUGGACAUUCCAUAUUCCCUUCACAGGAGGUGGAAUCCUCCAGCUCUGGGGCAAGUGCAGGAGGAGCUGAAAGUGCUGGGGAGGAUUCUUCAGAAUCUGCUGGCGGUAAAAAAGGGCCAGCGGCCUGGGAAAAUGUGAUGGCUGCAGACUGGAAGGAGCCCGUAGACGAAGAGGAUGCUGUAGAAGAUGCAGUGAUUUUCACAGAGUCACCACCAGACCGCAAAGACUUGAAGGACCAUACUCAUGAUGAGUUACAAAUGAAAGAUCUUGGACUUCUUAGUGACAUUUAUGACUAUCUUGCUGAGGGUAAAAAACCCUCUUGGUCUUUGGGAAAGGAGCAUGUUCAGACUUUACAUACAAUUAUAGGAAAUGGCAAAAUCCAUGAUUCGUCGCGGGCAGGUGUUUGUACACUCCUCCAGGCUUUAGUGCUUCGGGACGACUUUAUCAGCCUCCUCGAGCGGGAACCAACACAACUCAUAUUGAAAGUAAUGCAACAUUUCGAACAACUAUCUGAAUCUGUACAGGAGGCCUUCGUCAAAUUGCUCACCAACUGUAGCAGUUCUAGGAAAGGUCAUACAUUCCUAGUAUCCAAUCCUGACCCGGAAUGUAACAUGUUAAAGUGGACCAUUCAGACCUGUGUUUCAUGUUUACUGAAGGACAAAACUGUUAUGCAUACAAAUGCCUCGGCCCUAGCACUUAACCUUAGUAGAUUCCAGUUGGUAGAAGACACUCAAGUAGAAAUUGGCAGUGCAGUUUUGGAGUGCUUACAGAAAGAAUUAAGUGAGGAAACAGUAUAUAACCUUAUGCAAUGUUUGCUACAAAUGAUGAACAAAAACACAGAGCUGUGCGACCUAGCAAGUGUAGUUGGCCUGAAUUGCUCACAGCACCAGAAAUUGUCGGCUCGAGUCAGGAGACUUUGUGACAAAGCACAGGAACUUAGUGCAUUAUGAUCAAAAUUGACUUACCACCAAACAGGAGCAACAGAUGACCAAUACUAAGACUGAUACUACUCAUUGACCGUAGAGUGACCAGUGGAUUUUUACCCUUGGUCAUAUAUGCGAAUAAAGACUGAAGGGACAAAUAAAUACAUGUUUUUAAAUAAAUGCUUCAUUACUAGGAAAAACAUCACAAAGUGCAAUCAGGAUUAAUGUCUUCAUUUCGGAAGACACAGACAGUAGAAACCAGGACAAAGUAUAAAUACAUACAACAUCCUUUUGUGGGUAUUACUUGUGUCAACUUAAAAUUUCCAUCAACCUGACCAACAGCUAUAUAGAAUGUGUGAUAUGUAUAUGGAGAUGCACUAUAGAACUGUUAUUUGAUUGUACCAGAUAUUGUUUUCCAUUUGCACCGAUUAUUAAUCACAGGUCCUACAUAUAGUUCUGUAAACAGGAAAAGAUUUACGACAGUUAAUGUUUUAUGUACCAGGUACAUUAACCCUUACAUCUCUAUGUAACUCGAGUAGACUCUACCAUGCAUUGAUCUGGAUUUGUCCAUUAGGGUCUAUAGUGGUGAAAGGGUUAAAUCCAAUGUACAGUGUAUUGACAUAAUCCCAAACUUGUAACAGUUAAAGCUAACUGCAGACACUGUUUCCCUCUGUGUUUUUUUUGCCUGGUUAUGUUUUGGUUUUAGAUAUUUUAUGAAUUAGCUAUUUUAUUACCAACCAAGCAAUCUACAGCUAAAAUAUAUGUCGGUGAUGAAAUAAUAUUAAAUGUGUCGUAUUGCACAGUUGUAAUCCUGUUUGAAUGGCACUCUUCAACUGUGAAAUCGUAUUUUGUAUAAAGAUGUCCACCUGCUUAAUAUAAUUAAGCUACUUUUUCCAAUGAAUUUUAUAAAUUUUCUUCAAAUGAACAAUGAUUGUGGAAGACUUUACUUGUUGAAAUGUAAGUUUGUUUUAAUAUAUAUCAAUGGUGUUGUAUGUGUACGAUUCUGAGGUUUAGAUUUGUUUGUUUCCGUAGAACCUUGUACUAUAUCAUACAUGUUCUUCAACCGUUUAGAACCAUUUCCAAAGAAUAAAUGUUGACAGUAUUUAAAUGUUUGUGAAUCUAUUUAGGACAAGAUAAUUUAUUUUUUGCAUGUCUUUUUACUGGCAGAAUAAAUAAAUGAUAAAAUUUCACCGUUUAUUUACGAACCUAAAGGCAGAGAAUUUGUCUGUGGUUAUAAAUCAUCCUUACCAAAUUAUACUUGGUGUUUUUAUAUCUCAAGCUAACUAUGUGCUGUAAAAUCAUCAUUUUUGUUAAUUUUGUGUUUACUCAAUCAGCAUACAAGUAUGAAUAUAUUGAAAUAUUGUUUUCUUUAUUACUUAUUUUCAAUAAAAGGGGGCAGCGGUGGUUAAGGCGUUUGACGUUCUGGUACCACUCGCCCUUCUCCACUGGGUCGCUGGUUCGAGACCUACUUUGGGCAGUCGCCAGGUACUGCCCGUAGGUCAGUGGUUUUUCUUUGGAACUCCGGCUUCCCUCCACCACCAAAACCUUGCACUUCCUUAAAUAACCAUAGCUGCUUAUAGGACGUAAAACACAAACCAAAACCAAACUAUUAGGGCACAUGUGAUAACAUCAUUGACCCUGAUACUAAUAUUGAAACAUUAAUUAUUUAUUUCUUAUUCAAAAUUAGAAAAUAUUUGCCAAAAGCAUAAUUUCUUAAUUAAAAGACUUAUGUACCGAGUAUUCAAUAGAAUUACCUGUUUUUGUUGUUACAACCUGCUGAUUGUAUUUUAUUGUGUUAUAUUUCGCCUAAUGGAAGGUUGUAAAAGCCACUUGACAUUUGUCAGACAUAGCUGUGAUAGUCAUGUUCACUUCGUAAUUUAAUUAAAAUCAUUUCACAUCCAAAUAUUGAGGCUUAUGUUGUACCAGAAGUGAUGGCACCCUUUUUUGUAGGGUAUAUUUCACAUGCAUCUCUCAAUAAAUUAUUUAAUCAAA